This is a messenger RNA of Phaeodactylum tricornutum CCAP 1055/1, 717 nucleotides long. RefSeq lists its product with no specific name. Bases 1 to 717 code for a protein of 238 amino acids. The transcript has 2 exons. The record is from RefSeq and is a predicted model, not a curated record. Lineage: Eukaryota; Bacillariophyta; Bacillariophyceae; Surirellales; Neidiaceae.
AUGACUCUCGCGUCGAGCAGUCUCGCCUUUUUGCCCCGUGCACAACAAACCUGGACGAGUGAGAGUCCCCGCGAUUCCGCCAUUGCCACGUGGAUGAAGGCCGAACGAAACCAUGCCGUAUCGUCACGUCGGGAGUUCUGGACCGCUACCGCCGCCUCGUUGCUGGUCGUCGCCGGCAGCCACGCGCCUCCCGCACGCGCGUUCACCAUUGGGGGCAAGAUUUGCUACGGCGACGAAGACCUGAUGGUGUCCAAGGCGCACGGCACGUCGGAAACCCCCGUCCAGAACGAUCUACUCUACAACGUCAAUCCCAAACUAGCCGACCGCAUCUGCAGUUACAAUCGACACUUUGCCGAACAAGCCGGUUAUUACAAAACCACGUCCUGGGAACAAGUCUUGCUCCAACAACAGGCAGCGGUCGGACCCGGCGGGACACCCCAACCCGUUACCUUUUACGAUUCCGUCACGGGCAAACCCUUGUUUGUAGCGCCAGUCAACCGCUCCGUACAAGAUUUGUUACGAGAAUCCGAAUUGCACGGAUGGCCGUCGUUUCGUGACGAUGAAGUCGUCUGGGAAAACGUUCGUGUCUUGCGCCGGUCGGGUGAAACCGUAUCCGUGGACGGGACCCAUUUAGGUCACAACCUUCCCGACCGCAAGGGCAACCGGUACUGCAUUAACUUGGUGAGCGUGGCCGGUCGACCCACCAAUACGGUAUAG